Coregonus clupeaformis (lake whitefish) is the source of this 6161-nucleotide messenger RNA. Its product is annotated as membrane-associated guanylate kinase, WW and PDZ domain-containing protein 1-like. Gene Ontology annotation, cellular component: cytoplasm. The transcript is spliced from 24 exons. Lineage: Eukaryota; Metazoa; Chordata; Actinopteri; Salmoniformes; Salmonidae. The coding region runs from base 493 to 5463 and encodes 1656 amino acids. Gene Ontology annotation, molecular function: protein binding. The record is from RefSeq and is a predicted model, not a curated record. Gene Ontology annotation, biological process: signal transduction.
AUGUAACAAAACACGCGACAACGUUGUACCUGCUUAAAGGAGCCGUUGUGGUGCCACCAACCAACUCACCUAUUAUUCAAAGAAAAACCUUAAUCGCUUUGAUCUUGAACGGAAAAUAUUCAAAGUGUUUUUUAAAGAAGGAACUGAGAAAGGAUUUGACAAGUGGAGACUGUACGUUUGUGGGACUCUGGCAGUCGCAGAAGAGAUCUAUAAAAAGCGUUUACUCGGCCAAGAUGUUAAGAAGAUGAGAAAAACAAUACCUGCAAAUUAAGACCAGCUGCUCAGGACGUCUGUAGAAGUGGUCCAUCCGACAAGUAUGGCUUGAUUUUUUUUGUAUGAACAAUGGGCAGAUUUUGACAGCAGCACUCAUGCUUCAGGGAAAUAAAAAUAAAGUUUGCGGCGUCAGAUUUUGAUAUUCCAUUCUGAGAUUCGUUUUGUUGUAUAUAUUGUUAUUAGUCGGCAAGACCACCUGUUUGGUGUGGCAUAUUCACCAUGGCCAAAGUGAUCCAAAAGAGGAAUCACUGGACCACCAAAGUUAACGAGUGCGCGGUCCUCAAAGACGCUCAGAGUGACUUGAAUGUGCCAUUACUUGGUGGUGCAGAGAACGGAGAGUUCGCCUACAUCGGACAAGUUAACGAGGAUAUCGUUAUUUACAAAAAAGGAAAAUUAACAGAGGGGGAGUUGAUAUUGGAAGUAGAGAACCUAUCGAUCUCUGGAUUGCCUCUGUAUGAUGUACAGACAGUGAUAAAUAAUUGCAAGGGUCCCAUCAGAUUGAAAACAGUCAGACAAGGAACCAAGCUGAAUAAGGACCUGAAGCACUAUCUGAGCCAGCGCUUCCAGAAGUCCUCCCCGGACCACGAGCUGCAGCAGACCAUUCGAGACAACCUCUACCGCCAUGCCGUGCCUUGUACAACCCGCCCCCCACGUGACGGAGAGGUCCCUGGAAUAGAUUAUAACUUCCUGCCUGUGGAGGACUUUCUGGCGCUGGAGCAGAGUGGGACCCUUCUGGAAAUAGGAGCAUAUGAAGGUAACUAUUAUGGAACACCCAAGCCGCCGAGGCAGCCCCCUAGUGGGAAAGUGAUUACCAGUGAUGCUUUGCAAGACAGCCUCCCGGGCUCCCAGCACUCCACUCCCCGACGCACCAAGUCCUACAAUGAUAUGCAAAAUGCUGGAAUAGUGCCUGUAGACCUGGAGGAGGACGAGGAACUCCCAGAGAUGAACAGUAGCUUAACAGAUAAUAAAUAUUUUUCUAGAAAUACUAGACUCGUGAACACAGGAGACUCGAGUGAACCCGACGAGCACCCCUACGCCCCGCGUGAGAACGCCCCGUCCUACGGUGUGAACAACACAUUGUCAUCCACCACGGAGGGCUCUCAGCAGACACACACACACCUCAGCCAUCCUCCCACAGAAGAGGACCCCCUGGGACCUCUAACAGACAACUGGGAGAUGGCCUACACCGAGAACGGAGAGCUCUACUUUAUAGACCACAACACAAAAACUACUUCCUGGAUCGACCCACGCUGCCUGGACAAACCUCCCAAACCUCUGGAAGAAUGUGAAGACGAUGAAGGGGUACACACAGAAGAGCUGGACAGUGAGCUAGAGCUGCCAACAGGCUGGGAGAAAAUAGAUGAUCCAGUCUACGGGGUUUACUAUGUGGAUCACAUCAACAGGAAGACCCAGUAUGAGAACCCUAUACUGGAGGCUAAGCGGCUGAAGCAGCUCGAGCAACAGCAGCCACCAGAAGGUGAGCGCUACAUCCGAGAAUGGAUAGAGGACGCCACCCUGGCUGGUGCCCCCCUGGCCAGCUAUACCGCUAACCACCAGGAGACCUACAGGGACCCCCAGGCCGGACCCCCACUGCCGCCCCUCAUCGGUCCCAAACGAGGGAAGCCCUUCUUCACGAGGAACCCAGCGGAGCUAAAGGGAACCUUCAUCAACACUAAACUGAGGAAGAGCCACCGGGGGUUCGGCUUCACCGUAGUCGGGGGCGACGAGCCUGAUGAGUUCCUUCAGAUCAAGAGUCUGGUUCUGGACGGGCCUGCUGCCCUCGAUGGCAAGAUGGAGACAGGUGACGUGAUCGUGAGUGUCAAUGACACAUGCGUGCUAGGCUACACCCACGCCCAGGUGGUGAAGGUCUUCCAGUCCAUCCAUAUUGGCUCCAUGGUCAACCUGGAGCUGUGCCGCGGCUACCCCCUGCCUUUUGACCCCGACGACCCCAACACCAGCAUGGUGACCUCCGUGGCCAUCGUGGACAAGGAGCCGAUCAUCAUCAAUGGCCAGGAUAGCUACGACUCCCCGUCCAGCCACGGCAGCCAUACUGGAGGCCCUGUUAAUGGCAUGAGGGAGUCGAGACCACACAGUCCCUCCUCCGCAGAGGUGGCGUCCAAUGGCUCGCACGGUUACCUCAGCGACUCUGUGACGCUGGCGUCGUCCAUAGCGACGCAGCCGGAGCUGAUCACAGUGCACAUGGAGAAGGGAGACAAAGGCUUUGGGUUCACCAUCGCAGACAGCCCUGCAGGGGGAGGACAGAGGGUCAAACAGAUAGUGGACUACCCCCGCUGCAGGGGCCUGAAGGAGGGGGACAUUAUCGUGGAGGUGAACAAGAGGAACGUCCAGAGCAUGAGCCACAACCAAGUGGUGGACCUGCUCAGCAAGUGCCCCAAAGGAAGUGAGGUCAGCAUGCUGGUGCAGAGAGGUGGAGGGGUGGCACCUGCAAAGAAGAGCCCAAGGCUGCAGUUAGUGAGGAAGGACAGUCAGAACAGUUCUGUGUCCAGCCACCGGAGUACCCACACUGACUCCCCUGUGCACACGUCCCUGGCCCCCCCUCUCAGCGAGAGUACCGCCCCUCCACCCCCCUCCCAGCCUCUGCCCGGCCUGCCUCCCCAGGACCCCCAGGCAGACGGGACCAUUCACAGGAAACCGGACCCCUUCAAGAUCUGGGCCCAGUCCAGGAGCAUGUAUGAAAGUAGGGUGCCUGACUUUCAGGAGCAGGACAUCUUCCUGUGGAGAAAGGACACAGGCUACGGGUUCAGGAUCCUGGGAGGGAACGAGCCAGGAGAACCGAUCUACAUAGGGCACAUAGUGAAGUAUGGGGCAGCGGACGAAGAUGGGCGCCUGCGUUCGGGGGAUGAGCUCAUCUGUGUGGACGGCACGGCAGUGAUGGGCAAAUCUCACCAGCUGGUGGUACAGCUGAUGCAGCAGGCCGCCAAGCAGGGCCACGUCAACCUCACCGUGCGACGCAAGACCGGCUACGGAGUGUCUAAAGGGGAGGGCGAGGUGCCCCCGUCCCCAGCCUCGUCCCACCACAGCAGCACCCAGGCCCCCUCCCUGACUGAGGGGAAGCGGACCCCCCAGGGUAGCCAGAACUCCCUCAACACGGUCAGCUCUGGCAGCGGCUCCGGCAGCGGCUCCACCAGUGGCAUCGGCAGCGGGGGCGGCGGGGGCUCAGGGAGUGCUGUGGUCAACACGGCCCUGCAGCCCUACGACGUGGAGAUCCACCGCGGGGAGAACGAGGGCUUUGGAUUCGUCAUCGUCUCCUCCGUGUCCCGACCCGAGUCUGGCACCACCUUCGCUGGAAAUGCAUGUGUGGCCAUGCCCCACAAAAUAGGGCGUAUUAUCGAGGGGAGCCCUGCAGACCGCUGUGGGAAGCUGAAGGUGGGAGACCGUAUCCUGGCCGUCAACGGCUGCUCUAUCACCAACAAGUCCCACUCAGACAUCGUCAACCUGAUCAAGGAGGCCGGGAACACUGUCACGCUAAGGAUCAUUCCCGGAGACGAGUCCUCUAAUGCAUCACUGCUGACCAACGCUGAGAAGAUCGCCACUAUAACAACCACUCACACGCCCCAGCAACAGGCUGCACCUGAGCCCAGAAACAACACCAAACCAAAACAGGAGUCCUCUUUUGAGUUCAAAUCCCCCCAGGCCCCUCCUCCCCCCGCCCCAACAACACAACCUACAGCCCAGGACGCUGCAUUCUACUCAGUGGACUUGGAGAGGGACAACAAAGGUUUUGGGUUCAGCCUGCGAGGAGGUCAUGAGUACAACAUGGACCUUUACGUGCUGAGGCUAGCCGAGGACGGAGCGGCCGUACGCAACGGCAAGAUGAGGGUGGGAGAUGAGAUCCUGGAGAUCAACGGCGAGAGCACCAAGGGCAUGAAGCACGCCCGCGCCAUUGAACUGAUAAAAAAUGGUGGCCGCCACGCCCGCCUGGUCCUCAAGAGGGGUGACGGCUCGGUGCCUGAAUAUGACCCCAGCAUCGACGGUGUCGGCCCAUCCACAGGGAUACAAAACGCUUCGGAAGUGAGCACCCUGCCCCACAACAACACACCAUCGGUCACCAACACACCAGACCCUCACAAACCAUCACAGAGCAAGGACAAGAAGGGCCACCACCAUUCCAAACACAGACACCGCUCCCCAGACAGGAAGAGCAAGAGCAAGGGAGGGGCGUCUGGGGAGACAGGGGCCUCCUCCAAGCAGUCCAAGAGGAAGGGCGACAAGAGCAAGAGGUCUGGCGGGGAUAGCCACGGCACUCACCACCACCGGAGACACCGCUCUCCGGAUAAGGGCCGGAGCCGGGCCCGCAGCGCAGAGAAAACCCUGGACAGUAGACACAGCCAAGGACACAGAGGGAGGGAAGGCCGCUCCCCUGACAGGCACCACACCCACCGCCACCGCUCUCCCUACAGGUCCCCUCAACGCAAUCGGUCACCCUAUGGCCACCGCUCCCCCUAUGGUCACCGGUCACCCUACCGCUCCCCCCACCGCUCACGCCAACCCUCCCCCACCCGCUACCACCGCACCCAGUCAUCUGACCCCUACAGGCAGCCCUCCCCAGAUAGACUGAGGGGCCGGGAGCCAGAGAGGCCCAACCGGGAGGUGGCACCAGUGCUGAGGAAGCCUCCUGGCCCUAUGCCCAGCCCCUAUCUGGAGGAGAGCGUGCUGCGGGAGCCUCCAGCCUUGGACCGGCUCAACAGGGAGGCCACGCUGCUGAGGGAGCUCAGGGAGGAGCGCCUAUUUGGGGAGGACAGCCUUCUGCUGAGGGCCUCUACCCUGGAGCGUGACUACAGAGGAGAUAGCCUGUUAUCUGCUGCUGUCCGUGGCCAGAGAGGAGAGACCAUGCCUAGGGUCCACACCCCCGAGUCAGACAGCGCCUACAAGAGGUACAGCUCACUGCUGAGGGGCCGCUCGCCUGAGAGGGUAGAGAGAGAGGCAAGCUACGCCCCCAGACAGGAGUCCCCAGACCCCCGCUACAGAGUCCGGAGUCUGGGCCGAGACAUCUCAGCUGUUAGGAGCUUCAGAGAGCCGGAGGAGGAGGAGGAGGAGGAGGGAGCAACAGCACCCAAGCUGAAGGAGUCUUACAGCACACUCAAGUCUGACGCCAGCCGUGCUUCCAAAGCGCUCCCGGAGCCCAAGCGGAAGGCCUACAAAGACAGCCCCAAAGACCUGAGCAUCUGAUGGGACGUCUGCUGUAACACAACCAGCCCCCCCCUCACCGCCCCACGGCACCAUGGUUCCCUCUCACCACUCAGCUCUACACUUCACACAGCAGAACCCACCUGGACCCUGGAUGAACCUAACUUAUUGAUUAUAUGACAUUCCUCCGUUCCUACUAGACAGUGAUUCCAAAACCUACCAACUUUUAACAGCAGAAGUACGAUAUCUUAUUUUUGUCCUUUUUGUUAGAUUUUUUUGGGGUCGUUUUUUGUUAUUUGGUUAAGCAUUGUACAUUUAUCUGAAUUUUACAGAAAAUGUAAAACCACAAAAAACAAUGAUGUGCCUAACAGUUCCAUUAAUGAGCGUAUUUUUGUUUUGUUUUUGUUUGAUAUGAGACGGCCGUGUUCUCAGCCGACUGUCUGGUGACUGGUAUGUAUUUUUCCACUGAGCCCAAGGAGGCAGGCAGCACACAGCCCCAGUGACUGGUGCCACCAACACAGAUGCUGUGCAUGUCUUUACGGUUUCAAUGUCUUCUCUUUUCUUUCUCUCCCCCAGUGCCACUGUUUUCUAGACAUUUGACCAGACUAUAGCACAAGCCUGCAUUUGUUUGUAUAUUUUUGACUGCAGUAUGUGUACAUUGAGGUGAUCAAAACGAAUGAAGGGAAAAUAAAGUUAAACUAUGAUGACGAUGAUGAUAUUAAAAUAAUAUAUUAAACAUA